AUGAACGACAAAGAAGCCACCGAGCUUCAGCUCGCGCUGGAACAUGAGAAAACCCAAACAGGGGAAAUCAUUGAGGCACAGCACCGAGACAAUGACAAGGAUGUUGCAGCACAGUUCCUCGCACGUCUGGACCCAGCUAUCGCAGCAGAGCCUGUAACCGAACCCGAGGCACGCCGUCUGCUAUGGAAGAUCGACCUCAUCAUUAUUCCGCUCAUCAUGGUGACGGUAGUCCUGGCUGCCAUCGACAAAGUCAUCAUCUCAAAUGCUGCCAUUUAUGGAAUGAAAACAGACACCCACUUGGCUGGUGACCAGUACUCGUGGGUAGGCUCAAUCUUCUACUUCGGUUAUCUAGCCUUUGAAUACCCAGCAGCGCUGCUCAUCCAGCGACUCCCUGUGGCAAAACUAUACGCCGGAAUGGUGAUAGGAUGGGGUAUCCUACUGCUGUGUACAGCGGCAACACAAAACUUUGCAGGCUUAGCGACGGUGCGCUUUUUGAUGGGAAUGACAGAAGCCGCUGUCUUCCCCAUUUCCAGCAUCCUGACCGUUAUGUGGUGGAAGACGAGCGAGCAGCCUAUUCGUGUGGCAUUCUGGUUUAACCAGCUAUCAUCCGUCUUUUCAGGCGUGGUCAGCUAUGGAAUUGGCCAGACAGAUACGGCUUUGGCACCCUGGAGAUUGCUGUUCAUUGUGCUGGGCAUAUUCUCUCUCGUCUGGGCUGUUGUGCUAUACAUCUUCCUACCCGAUUCACCGGUGCAAUGCUGGUACUUCUCGGACCGUGAGAAGUUUGUCUGUCUCGUGCGUGUCAAGGACAACAACACCGGCAUGGAAGACAAGACUAUCAAAUGGUACCAAGUACGUGAAUGUCUGCUUGAUCCUAAGACCUGGCUUUUGGCACUAUUCUCGCUGGCUCAGAACAUCCCCAAUGGCGGCCUUGUCACAUUCUCCGCUAUCAUCGUGUCAGGUCUGGGAUAUUCGCGAUUAAUCACUACCCUCCUCGGUAUCCCCACCGGCGUGCUCGCCACGGUGUGGCAGAUCUUAUUGGGAUUCAUAGCAGCGCGUGUACCCAACUCCCGUUGCAGCAUCAUAGCCAUCGCCAACUUGGUACCACUGGUGUGCAGUGUGAUAAUGUGGAAGCUACCGCGUGAGAACCAGCAGGGCCUUCUGGCAGCAUACUACGUCUUCUACACCUACUGGGCACCGUACGUGCUAUCCACCUCACUCCCCAUGGCAAAUACCAGCGGCCACAGCAAGAAAUUGACAAUGAACGCCAUAUUCUUCUUGGCAUAUUGUGUCGGCAACAUUAUUGGACCUCAAGUUUUCCGUUCCGAGGAUGCGCCCUCGUAUUCGCACGGAUACGAAGGUCUUCUUGGUUGUCUCGUCGUGGCUAUUGCAUCCAUUCUUGCUUAUGGGCUCCUGUGCCGAUGGGAGAAUACCCGCCGUGAUAAAGAGGGACAAUCAGAUGUGGUGCCUUCGGAAGAUGCUGCAUUCUCCGAUUUGACAGAUAAAGAGAAGCGGGCUUUCCGGUAUACUUAUUAG
Penicillium canescens is the source of this 1533-nucleotide messenger RNA. RefSeq lists its product as uncharacterized. Gene Ontology annotation, biological process: transmembrane transport. NCBI's taxonomy places the organism in Eukaryota, Fungi, Ascomycota, Eurotiomycetes, Eurotiales, Aspergillaceae. The record is from RefSeq and is a predicted model, not a curated record. Bases 1 to 1533 code for a protein of 510 amino acids. Gene Ontology annotation, cellular component: membrane. Gene Ontology annotation, molecular function: transmembrane transporter activity. The transcript has a single exon.